AUGUUGACGCUCUAUGAUUAUUCGUUAUCAGGUAACUGUUACAAGGUGCGACUUUUACUCUCAUUACUUCGCGUCCCUUAUACUCGAGUUGAUGUGGAUAUCAAAAAGGGCGAAUCACGCACCGAUGAAUUCUUAAAUAAUGUAUCGUCAAAUGGAAAAGUACCGACUAUAGUUAUUCCAUACGGGUAUGAACAUCUAAAAAGGAAAACAGAUGAGAGCAUAGAUUCUACUAGCAGCAACAAUUAUGCUGAAAGUAGAAGCGAUAAUAAUAGUAAAGAUAAUGGCAAAGGCACAAGAUUAUCAGAGUCAAAUGCAAUUUUAAUCUAUCUCUCAUUAAACACUCCGUUACUCCCAUCGAAUCCCAUCGAACACGCACAAGUAAUGCAAUGGCUUUUUUGGGAACAGUACUCGCACGAACCAAACAUAGCGACAUUACGUUGGUGGAUCUCGUAUCUUGAUAAAUCAGAAGAACCUGAAUAUCUGGAUCGGAUCGUCGAGAAACAACGUAGUGGAUAUGAGGCUUUGAAUGUAAUGGAGAAACAUUUGGAAUCGCGUAAAUUUUUUGUGGGUAAUCGGUUUACGAUUGCUGAUGUAUCAUUGUAUGCUUAUACUCACUGCGGAUUUUCUAUUGAGAGUUUCCCAAAGGUCAAGGAAUGGUUAAGAAGAGUGGAAGAACAACCAGGUCAUAUUGCAAUGGAUGAUUGA
Messenger RNA from Ambispora gerdemannii, 705 nucleotides. NCBI's taxonomy places the organism in Eukaryota, Fungi, Glomeromycota, Glomeromycetes, Archaeosporales, Ambisporaceae. The record is from the annotation of a GenBank genome assembly.